AUGGAAACUGUAUCUGAGGAACUAAUUAAAUUGCUUCCAAGGGAAGAUUUAGAAAAUUUGAUAAGAAAGCUGAAUUUGGAAGUUUCAGAAUUAAAAGAUGAGGUAAAGUUCUGGAGAUGUAGAGCUGAGGAAAGUUCAAAGGAGCAAGGAAAGGUACUUAUUAGAAGUAGCAUUUCUGAAGAAAUGCUAAAUGAAUUAAAUAACUUGGCUGGAAAGAUGAACGUUUUAAAAAUCAUGGAUGAAGAAGUAAAUAAGGAAAAUAAGGAAGAAUCUGAUUUGAUCAACAAAAAAGCGCCUAUCCAGAAAUCCUUAUCUCCCAUUUCUCACCCUAAUCAGAUUGUUCCCUCUUCUGCUUCUGGCAAUAAUGUUGAUUCAAAUUCAUUUCCAGUCACAGAAAGUGUCUCUAGAGCUGCUGCAAGCGCAAAGUUAAAAAGUAUGUUUUUAAAGAAGGCUCCUCCAAAGAUGAUGAGUAGGGCAGAUUUUGUGAAAAAAUCAGAGCAAAAGAACUGUGUUGGUGCUGCUAGAGGAAAUAUUACUUCAGAAGUUUCAGCACAAAGUCAGUUAAGUAGCAGCAUUAAGAAGGGAUCUUCAAGGAUUUCUCUUCAAUGGGGGUGUCUGGCUGAAGAGUAUCCAAAGUUCGAUAGUAAUAUGGAAGAGAGUUUAUUUAAGAAUUAUUUUUCUGAGUUUGAAAAUAAACUUUCAGUUCUAAUUAAUGAAGAAGAUUCCAGGGAAGAACCAAAGCUUGAGCUAUUUUCUAAUUCAGUCUUUUCAAAGGACUCUCAGACUGAGGAUUUACAGAUUCCUUGUGAAAAGUUAUUUGAAUGGUUUAUUAAGAAAGAAAGUAUACAAACAAAGAAAACAAUGGCAAUUAAUAACCUAUCACCUUCAAACACUGGCCACUUGGUUAUAGAGGAAGGUAAACAGAUAGAUAGGGAAACUGGUAAAUCAAAGAACAAAGAUAAAAGCCCUACAAAUAAGAUCAAUCAAAAAAAUAUGGAGUCAACAGGAAAAGAAGUAAGAGCUUGUUUAUUUGGAUCAAAAACGAGCAGAAUGCUUCAGAUUACAAUCAACUAUUUUAAAAAGAAGCUACCAAAGGACCAACAAAAGAGUUUGGAUUUUUUCAAAAAAUCUAUAUUAAAUUGUACAUUGGAUAAAGAAGGGGUGAAUUUAUUACUAGAAACAGUUCCAGAUCCUCUUGAAAAUGCUGCUAAAUAUGAAAUUUGGAAAGAAUGUGUUAGGAGUGUUGAAAGAUAUUUAGAAAGUAAUUCAAGAGAAACACUGUUUGAGGAAGAGGAAUUUGUUUACUUUUUAUCAAGAAUUCCGAACCUAUCUAAGAGACUUGAAUGUAUGAUUUUAAGGUCAUCCUUUGAGCAAUUAUACUGUGAAUCUCUUAAAUGGAUUGAAGAGAAAAUUCGUGGCUUGGAACUGAUUAUAAAUCACAAAAGACUUCCUUUACUUUUCAAAGCAAUUAUUGAUUCAAGGAAUAUUUUGAAUAGCAAAUUGGGAAAAGAGAAUCAAAAUGAGGUAGACAAGGUCAAAUUUAUCCCUCUAUCAUCAAUGAAAAAACUCCAAAACUUAAAGAGUCCAAACAUUCAAGGAAAAACUUUGCUUAACUUUAUAAGUUCUUUAGUUGGUAAAAUUUUUACAAAAGAAGAAAUUUCAAUAUUAAAAAAAUCUUCCGAAAAAAACAUUACUAUGGUUUAUACAAUGGUCACAGAUUUAAUCUUUUCUUGGCUUGAGUUACGUGAUAAACCAGAAAACCUUGUUUUUGCCACAGAAACCCAUUCGAACAAGGAGGAAGAUGUGAUGGAGUAUAAUGAUGAAUUCCAGAAUAUUAUGAAACAGUUUUACUCAGAAAAAUAUAGCCAGAUGAUUACGUUAUGUAAUACCUUUAGAAAAAUGUUAAGGUUGUAUGUUGCUUCCUGUUAUUACUUUGGAGAUAUUUCCACUUUUCUUCCAUUGAGAGUGAAAUUAGACCAAGGGAAGCAAGAUCUUGUUGAGACAUUAUUUGAAUUUAUUAACAAGUAUGAUUUAGCUUUGAAGCAAGAAAUUGUCAAGGAUAACGAACAAACUUCUCCAAAGAGCGUGGAAAAUACUCCCAGGGAUAACCCAAAGAAGCCUCUUUCUACUUCUACUGCCAGAGCCAGAAGACUUUCUCAUAUUAAUGACAUGAAGAAUAUCUUGAAUCCUAACAGCAGUUCUAAGCCUAAAGAGUUCUCUAAUCAAAGUCUAAGUAGUAUGGCUAAACCUAAAAUUAACAUCCAACAACUUUUCGCAAAAUCCAUUGUGAAGGAACUGAAUUUGAAACCUCUAUUCAACAAGGAUUCCGAAAAUAAAAGUGAAAGACAUGUCAGCUUCUCAGAUGGAAAAAUCGGAACCCUUAAUAAUAACAACAGUAUAGCCUCCAGUGAUAUUAAUAGCAUUUCCGAUACUUCAAUAAUUACAGGAGUCACUGAUAAGACCGAAAAUAAUAACUUUACUAAUGGAAUUUUAAGUAAAUCGGUAACAAAAGAUGAAACCAGAAGUUCUGUUCAAAUAGAGGAUAUUGAGAAAACAAUAGCUUUACCAUUAGCGUCUUUUUGUGAGAAUAACCAAGUUCAUAACAAAAACCUGGAUACAGAAACAAGUUAUCAAAACGGUAUAGUAAAAAGAUCCUCUAUUUUAGAGCUUUCUAAAGAAGCCAAAGAGAUACUUUCCAGAGAUAAAACUAACAAAUUUAGUCUGAACUUGAGCUCAUCUUUUGAUGAUGAUGUUUCACUUGAUGAUGAGUUGGAUGACGACAAUGAAACCAUUGCACUUUCUUCGCCUUCUCAUACUAGACUCUUAGACAUCUCUUCUAUGCUUGACUCCAACACAACUGAAAGUGCGGAAUCUUCCAACUCAAUAUCAGUAAAAUUUGAGAAAGAUGGUAUUAGGAAAAAAGUAUUAAUAAUGACAGAAGAAAAUUACGAAUCUCCAGUAAGAGAUAACACAAAGUUUAAUAGAAGACAAUCAAUUAGAAGAAUGUGCCAAAUUGCAACAUAUCUUGAUAACAGUGGUUAUAAUGACGAGAUUGAAGAAAAUGAUGAUCUAAAUAACGGCUUAUCUAGAUACAAGUCUCCAAUGUUAAUGGUUUCUCGCAACACUACUCACUCCUCCAAUAUAAGCUCCUCCCCGUCUUCUGAAAGGACAAGAAAUAGUCAAGAAGAACUAAAUGAUCAAGAUUAUGAACCCGACUUUGACAAUGAUAACAGCAAAACCUGUAUAUUGAAUGAGAUACUUGAAGUUAGUAACCCUUUAGAUGAAUUGGAACAGUCCAACAGUAAGAGUGAAAAUAUAAAUAUUCACAAUCCAAAUUACUAUAACCAUUUGCAAAAUGUUAAUUCUGAGUCCAAAGUACCUCCUGAGUAUUCACCUCAGAAAAUAACUUUCACAAGAAAAUCUGGAAGAUUCGGAGGCACUUUAUCUCCUCCUUAUAAUUAA
Messenger RNA from Cryptosporidium ubiquitum, 3462 nucleotides. Its product is annotated as RNA recognition motif-containing protein. The coding region runs from base 1 to 3462 and encodes 1153 amino acids. The transcript has a single exon. Lineage: Eukaryota; Apicomplexa; Conoidasida; Eucoccidiorida; Cryptosporidiidae. The record is from RefSeq and is a predicted model, not a curated record.